Molecule: messenger RNA, 1151 nt
Organism: Leptopilina boulardi
Lineage: Eukaryota; Metazoa; Arthropoda; Insecta; Hymenoptera; Figitidae
Gene: Cdk5
Product: cyclin-dependent kinase 5
Exons: 7
Coding region: 132-1028 (298 amino acids)
Biological process (GO): neuron apoptotic process; synaptic vesicle transport; axonogenesis
Cellular component (GO): nucleus; cytoplasm
Molecular function (GO): cyclin-dependent protein serine/threonine kinase activity; ATP binding
Source: RefSeq, a predicted model, not a curated record
UGACCUUAAUGUAGAGGCAGCAGAAGAGUUUAGAAUGAGAAAGAAGAUAUCGUCUGCACAAGUGAAAAUUUGUAAACAAUUGAUAAUUGAAUUUUUAUGCCAACAGUUAUUUUAAAAAGAUAGAUUAAAAUAUGCAAAAAUAUGAAAAACUUGAAAAAAUAGGCGAAGGUACAUAUGGUACAGUUUUCAAAGCCAAAAAUCGGGAAACUCACGAAAUUGUAGCAUUAAAACGAGUCAGACUGGAUGAUGAUGAUGAAGGUGUUCCAUCUUCUGCUCUUAGAGAAAUUUGUUUACUUAAAGAAUUAAAACAUAAGAACAUAGUUCGUUUGUAUGAUGUUCUUCACAACGAUAAAAAGUUAACUUUAGUAUUUGAACAUUGUGACCAAGAUUUAAAAAAAUAUUUUGACAGUCUGAAUGGUGAAAUUGAUUUAGAUGUGGUGAAAUCAUUUCUAUAUCAAUUAUUAAGAGGCUUAGCAUUUUGUCACAGCAGAAAUGUCCUACAUAGGGAUCUAAAACCUCAAAAUUUGCUCAUUAAUAAAAAUGGAGAGCUAAAGCUUGCUGAUUUUGGAUUAGCGAGAGCUUUUGGAAUCCCAGUUAAAUGUUAUUCUGCAGAAGUUGUGACUUUAUGGUAUCGACCACCUGAUGUUUUGUUCGGAGCUAAGCUUUACACAACUUCCAUUGAUAUGUGGAGUGCUGGUUGUAUAUUUGCAGAAUUAGCGAAUGCUGGGAGACCACUGUUUCCAGGAUCAGAUGUCGACGAUCAAUUAAAACGAAUAUUUAAGAUGUUAGGUACGCCCACAGAUGAAACGUGGUCAGAUCUUACGACUCUUCCUGACUAUAAACCAUUUCCUCAGUAUCAUCCGACUCAAGGAUUACCUCAAGUUACUCCUAAAUUGACAGCUAGAGGGAAAGAUUUGCUACAGAGGUUACUAGUAUGCAAUCCAGUACUUCGGAUUUCAGCAGAAGAAGCCAUGCUACACUCUUAUUUUAAUGACUUAAGUCCUACAAUUAAGAAUGAUAGAUACUAAUAUUUGCAAUAAUAAAAAUUCAGUAUUAUUUCUUGGUAAGAAUUUUGUAUUAAAUAAAAACAUAUUUUUUGUUCUGUUUGUUUAUCAAUAUAAUAAAAUCUUAAUAAAUAUAUUAGAAUCCAA